UUGUAUCACACCAGGCCCCGAUCCCAUCUUUUACUGGUUUGUUCUGUUUGUUUAGGGGGAGGUUUGUCCAGAUUGUGAGCUUUAAAAGUGUGGACCAGACAACUUACCCUCAUUAUUUUUAACACAGAGGAGGCCAAGGGUCGUAGCUUGAGCUGUUGCGGUGGGUGAAGUUCAGCGGACGUGAUGCAGGCUCUCUGGGCUCUGUGGUUGUCUGCUUUUCCAGCUCUGCUGGGAGCUUCAUCGCUGAUUGUGGAGAAGGAAAGCACUGGCUCCCGGAUUUGUAAGCCUGCUCCGAAGUGGGAGAUCGAGGACGAGGUUCCAAUGAAGGACCUGCUAGGAAAUGUAGUCGUUGUGGCUCUUCUUAAAGCGAGCUGACAGUUCUGUCUCACGCAGGCCGCCAGGUUGGGAGACCUGCGUGACAAGCUGGCGCGUGGCAAGCUGACUAACAUAUCAUUCCUGGUCGUCAAUGAGCAGGAUGCGCAGUCCAGAGCCAUGUACUGGGAGCUGAAGAGACGGACAGCAGAGGGCAUCCCUGUGUAUCAGCAGAGCCCACUGCAAAAUGACGUCUGGGACAUCCUAGAUGGAGACAAGGAUGAUUUCUUAGUUUAUGACAGAUGUGGACAUCUCACCUUCCACAUUGUCCUGCCCUAUAGCUUCCUUCACUACCCUUAUGUAGAAGCUGCCAUCAGGGCUACGUACCACAAAAACAUAUGCAACUGCUCAUUGCAUGCAAACUCCUCCAUAUCAGAAGGCUUCGAAAACAACAAAAAUGACGCAAAGGAGCUUACAGAAGAGAACCGGAAGACUAACAAUACAGAGCCCGUAACUGUUGAGCACCAUCACCAUCAACCUGAGCGUCAUCAUCAUCAUCAUCAUCAUGUGCAUCAUCAUCAUCAUCAUUACCAUAAAAAUAAAACGAACAGCACCGGUGAUUCAGAUGUGACCAGCAUUUCAAAGGAGCCAGUACAGCAUUCGCAUCAAGAACAUAGUCAUCACUAAAAUUUGGGUCUUCUUGUUUGUUUUGUUUCUCGAUAAUUGUUGUAUUUUAGUUUAUAAAUGUACUCUCUUUUAUCUAUACGCAGCUGCUCUUGUGUCAGACCUUAUAUUGACCUUUAAGGAGGAAUUCAGUUGGUUCUCAUUGCUCUUAAUGAAGUGUGCACUUUAAACCUGAGUCAGGGGUCUGCAUGCAGAUGUUGAGCGGAAAAAUCAUUUGCACGAGGCUUUUGAAUUCCUCCUUACUUUUAGGGAUUAUAUGUUUGCUGAACGAAAGAGUUUGCUAUUUGUAUUAUUUGUUGACUUGUAUUUAUGCGAUGGUAUGAUGUGUUAAGGAAGUAUGUUUAUGACCCAAAGUGGUAUGAAAGAAAGUGUAUUUAAUAUACAGCAUUUAAUAUACAGAA
This is a messenger RNA of Puntigrus tetrazona (Sumatra barb), 1397 nucleotides long. RefSeq names its product selenoprotein P2 (gene selenop2). Gene Ontology annotation, molecular function: selenium binding. Gene Ontology annotation, biological process: selenium compound metabolic process. Gene Ontology annotation, cellular component: extracellular region. Lineage: Eukaryota; Metazoa; Chordata; Actinopteri; Cypriniformes; Cyprinidae. The transcript has 5 exons. The record is from RefSeq and is a predicted model, not a curated record.